AUGAAUGAACAAUCAAGAAAAUCGAAGCAAAAAUGCCACCCAAGUCAAUUCAAAGCUUAUGAUUUUGUGCCAAAUAAAAAAUUCGGACUCUGUUUCUUUGGAUUUUUUGCUAUCUCUUGUUCAACUUUAGGCAUAAUCCUAAUAGUCUAUUCCUCUCAGCUUGUAUCCUAUAAAAAAUCAUAUGAUUGUGGCCUUUCUAAGUGUGAUAUAACUAUUACAAUUUCUGAAAAAAUGACCUCACCUGUAUAUUUAUAUUAUGAAAUUGAAGGAUAUUACCAAAAUCACCGAAAAUAUAUGAAAUCAAGAAAUUUAGAUCAGCUUCAAGGAAAUUACAAAAAAGUUGGAGCUUUAUCUUCCUGUGAGCCCAUAGUCAAAAUGUCAGAUUUAGACUACACAAUUCCUGAUGAUCUUGCUACAGAUGAAGAAAAUGAUGAUCCUGCUAUACCAUGUGGGCUUGCAGCAGCUAGUCUAUUUAACGAUACUUUUUCUAUUGAUGGAAUAAGCAUUAAAGAGAGCGACAUAGCCUGAAAUACUGAUAAUAAAUCCAAAUAUAAAAAUUUAAAGAACUGGAAAACCAAGCAAUGGACUGAUAUGGAAAACAAGCAUUUUGCUGUAUGAAUGAGAAAUGGGGCGUCUCCGAAUUUAAAAAAAUUAUGAGGUAUAAUAGAUCAGUCACUUGAAAAAGGUGAUUAUAAAAUCACUAUUGACGAAAGUAAUAUUUAUACAGAAUUUGAUGUAUCUAACUUUGAUGGGAAUAAAUACAUUUUGCUAUCCACCUCAAACCCUUUUGGAGGAGAAAAUUACAUUCUUGGGAUUUCAUUAUUGAUUUCAGGCGGCUUAAGCACUUUUUGGGUCUUUGCCUUAAUAUUUCUCCCAAUUUGCUAUAAUAAACCAUCGAUAGAAGAAGUUUUUAUACCUAUUACAAUGAUUAUGAAAUAGAAUCUGCCCUAUUCCCUAUAGGCAAAGGCUAAUCGUUAGUAAUGUUUAUAUUUAUUAAAAAUAAUAUAAAUAA
Messenger RNA from Blepharisma stoltei, 1012 nucleotides. NCBI's taxonomy places the organism in Eukaryota, Ciliophora, Heterotrichea, Heterotrichida, Blepharismidae. The record is from the annotation of a GenBank genome assembly.